This is a messenger RNA of Harpia harpyja (harpy eagle), 1209 nucleotides long. It is a transcript of the gene WNT9B, whose product is annotated as Wnt family member 9B. Lineage: Eukaryota; Metazoa; Chordata; Aves; Accipitriformes; Accipitridae. The transcript has 4 exons. Gene Ontology annotation, biological process: multicellular organism development; neuron differentiation; cell fate commitment. The record is from RefSeq and is a predicted model, not a curated record. Gene Ontology annotation, molecular function: frizzled binding; cytokine activity. Gene Ontology annotation, cellular component: extracellular region. The coding region runs from base 34 to 1113 and encodes 359 amino acids.
GCAGCGAGCUGCGGAGCGGCACUGCCCGGCACCAUGCGCUCCGCCGCCGCCUUCUGCCGCAUCCUCCUCCUCCUCCUCCUCCUGCCGCCGCCGCCCGCCGCCGCCUACUUCGGCCUGACGGGGAAAGAAGCUCUGACCCACUUCCCAUCCCUGGGACCCUCCACAAACUCUGCCCAGGGGAAGGUCCACGUGAAGCAGUGUGACUUGCUGAAGCUGUCCCGCAAGCAGAAGAGGCUGUGCCGGAGGGAGCCUGGCUUGGCAGAGACCUUGCGGGAUGCCAUCCGGCUUGGGAUCAUGGAGUGCCAGUACCAGUUUCGCAGCGAGCGCUGGAACUGCAGCCUGGAGGGACGGACCAGCCUGCUGAAGCGAGGUUUUAAGGAAACUGCCUUCCUCUACGCAGUGUCCUCUGCAGCUCUCACCCACUCCUUGGCCAGAGCGUGUAGUGCUGGGCGCAUGGAGCGCUGCACUUGCGAUGACUCCCCAGACCUGGAGAACCGCAAGGCCUGGCAAUGGGGUGUUUGUGGAGACAACCUCAAAUAUAGCACCAAGUUCCUGAAAAAAUUCUUGGGUCAGAAGAGGAUUGGCAAAGACCUGCGGGCCAAGGUGGACAUCCACAACACCAAUGUUGGCAUCAAGGCUGUGAAAAAUGGUCUCAAAACCACAUGCAAGUGCCAUGGUGUCUCCGGCUCAUGUGCUGUCCGGACGUGCUGGAAGCAGCUUUCACCUUUCCAUGAGAUUGGACGACUGCUGAAGCUGCGCUACGAUGAUGCCGUCAAGGUCUUCAGCACCACCAAUGAUGCUGUGGGACACUCAGAGCUGGCUGGCCCACAGAGACAAAGCCAUUCCUCCAAGCACCCUGCUUCACCACGCUCUACUGACCUGGUGUAUGUGGAAGACUCUCCCAGUUUCUGUCGUCCCAGCAAAUACUCCCUGGGAACUGCUGGGAGGACCUGCUCUCGGGAAGGCAACUGUGACAGCAUGUGCUGUGGACGAGGUUAUAACACCCAGAGCCGGCUGGUUACCUUCUCUUGCCACUGCCAGGUGCAGUGGUGUUGCUAUGUUGAGUGCCAACAGUGCAUGCAGGAAGAGGUGGUCUACAGCUGCAAGCAGUAAAGACAGUGCUAGAGGGUCAAGACAAGUCCGAGAUUACAAGGAAGCAGUAGGGAGAGAGAGACAUGAUUCUCUGCUGUGGGGUGAGGGCAAAGGCAA